AGUUAACGAAACUCGAGAUCGCAGCUGAGCGGCCAUGGUUGGGGACCCGGAAUUGGAAGGGGGAACAGAAAUCAGGACAGGGGAGGAGGGAGAGCUGCAGUGACAUUUAGCCACCGGAGCCCACCUACGGCCACUGUCUCCCGGCCUCGGUUUCUCCUCGCAGAAACAGUGGGACCCUCGAGCAGAGCGCAGCGCAGCCGUUCUCCAAUCAGACACCGCAAAGCUGGCGCCACGCCUGCGACCUGGUCCAAUCUCGUCACUGGGAGGGCGGAAACGCGAAGUUCCUACCUGCACCUGUGGCAGCGGUGGCUGCCUCCUGGGUUACCCCACCCCUUCACCGCCUGGGGUUCAGGUUUCUCCAAUCACUUGGCGAAUGACCAGCAGGUGGGCAGAUGUCUUUUCCCGCGUGGCCUCACGCGUAGGAAGAGUCAAAGCAUCAAAGUGAGCGGCUGAGAUCCCAUUUCCUGGCGGCUCCCAGGCGGCGCUGGCAGGGGAGUGGGACGCUCCCGAGAGCGAACGGCUACUCACCGAGAGCGCAGCCCUGGGUAUUCUUCAUCUGGGGCACCGAGCCCAGCCCCUCCGGCUGGAGCCCGCCACACUGCGAGCCCGGGGCCGCCGCUGCAGCCGGCAGAAGCUGGAGACAACCAGCAGCAAUCGGCUUAGCCGGACUGCUAGCAUACCUUCCAGAAAGAAGCCGACCUUCCCAGGACCGCGCGGAGGGACACCGCACGGGAUCCCGGUUUCCCUGAGCGCGCCCCUUUCCCGUUCUCGCUCGCCAGCGGGGUGCAGAUCAGACGCGGAUCAGCAGGGAGCAGAGCAGCGCAGACCACCGCCUGGGAUCCCACCCAGCUGCCUGGUUGCGUAAAGCGGAGAAGGAGCAGAGGGGACGCCGGAGACCACCAAGACAGAGAGACUGCUGCGACAGAGGCCCUUACCCACACGCGGCGUCCAAGGCCCUUCAGCGGUGGGCCAUGGCCGACAGCAGCGCCACGGGCAGCUCUGGCCCUUGGUGGAAAUCGCUAACGAACAGCAGGAAGAAAAGCAAGGAUGCCACAGUGGGGAUGCAGCCUCCAGCCCAGCCUGCCCCCGCGGAGCCUGCACCACCCGCACCACCCGCACCACCGGCACGGCCAGCACCGCCAGCACCUCCCGCCCCGCCGAGCCCAGACUGGACUAACAGCUCCCAGGAGAAUCAACACCCCAAUCUCCUCUCGAGCACCGGGGAGCCCCACAAGCCAGACAAGUUCUGCGUGGAGAAAUCGGGCCACAGCCGCCGCAACUUGAAGAUCUCGCGCUCUGGGCGCUUUAAGGAGAAGAGGAAAGUUCGCGCCACUCUGCUCCCAGAGGGAGUCAGGUCCCAGGAGGAGGCGGGCUUCCCCGGUGACCCCCAGGACGACAAGCAGUAGCCAGAGCUGACUGUCUCUCUUCCCACCAUGCCUCCCAACCCCCAGCUCUAAACCCAAGAAUUCUGGCCUGCCCCUGCACUUGGGGUCUCAUCCCACCAGACUCAGCAUAUCCACCCAAGGCCUCUGCGAUUUCAUUUUCCUGGAAAUGAAAGUGUCAAUUGAGUUGAUAAUAUUUCAUGACUCGAGGAUGCAUGAAAUAUUUAUUUGCAGUAAGAGAAGACACCCGUCACAGAGAAAGUUGGCAUAAUUAUUAUCUUCAAAAAACUAUUCUGUGGCCUCCACUCCUUGCAUCACCAGUGGGAGUGAGAGAGGCACUUCUCCAAGAGAUGGGAGCUCACCUGGGGUGGGGCAGCCCCUCCAGAGGAAGCCGGGCCCUGAUUAAGAACUGGCUGUCGGGGAGCGAUCACAGCGCUGUUUUUAAUGCCUGAGAAACGCACUUUAGGAAUACUGCUGUAGACUCGCAGCUUGUGAGGGAGGGGACGGGAGAGAGCUGGACACGCUCUAAGCAGAAGCGUGUGAAGUCGGGCAAGAUGGCGUUGAAUGUUGACCUACAAAACUGUCCUGCCUGUUUCAGUGUGGACUAUUAAAGCUGCUGCGCUGUAAGACUUAAGGUGACUUUUGUACUUUUUCCAUUGCAAGACUGAAGCCCAUCGUACUUAAAAGCAGGCCUGCAAAGUCCCAGGGAACAGAAUUAAUCAUUUGCCACACAGUGUACUAACAGCUACUCUUGGGGAGCUGCAGGGAGAAUGUUUCUGGGAACCAGCAACACCCAGAGUGGAACCCUGUAGCUGCAUAUCCCUGUUUACUAACCAGAUUCCAGGGAGGGAGAGAGAGGUGCCCUUUCAUUAUCCCUAAAUUCUCUUUUUACUUCACUGCAUCUUCAUACGUAAGUCCCAAUGCUAGUAAUCACUCUUUGCAGUCUCCUUGUGAACCCUGCUAACCAUUGUGUGAAAAUAAACAGAAGGACUGAACUCGUA
Phyllostomus hastatus (greater spear-nosed bat) is the source of this 2383-nucleotide messenger RNA. RefSeq names its product proline rich 15 (gene PRR15). The record is from RefSeq and is a predicted model, not a curated record. The transcript has 2 exons. Lineage: Eukaryota; Metazoa; Chordata; Mammalia; Chiroptera; Phyllostomidae. Bases 972 to 1406 code for a protein of 144 amino acids.